AUGAGAGCAAACCGGAGUGAAAGAGAAAUCAAAGACGAGAAGAAGCCGAAUGGACUCAGCAACGGCGUUGAGCCCGAGGCUGAAGCUGCCUUGAUAGUCGAUGAACAAGCUGAGCCCAGUGGACACUAUAUUUUUGAUAAUUCAGAGGAGAAGCGAGCAUACAAUUUUGAUGCUGAUAAAGAGAUGCUGUCGCCACCCUCGGUAAUAUUCAUAUAUGAUUUCUCAAAUCAGUGUUAG
Messenger RNA from Cylicocyclus nassatus, 237 nucleotides. The record is from the annotation of a GenBank genome assembly. Lineage: Eukaryota; Metazoa; Nematoda; Chromadorea; Rhabditida; Strongylidae.